Messenger RNA from Pichia membranifaciens NRRL Y-2026, 2283 nucleotides. RefSeq lists its product as hypothetical. Bases 1 to 2283 code for a protein of 760 amino acids. The record is from RefSeq and is a predicted model, not a curated record. The transcript has a single exon. Gene Ontology annotation, molecular function: RNA binding; RNA helicase activity; ATP binding. Gene Ontology annotation, cellular component: intracellular anatomical structure; spliceosomal complex. NCBI's taxonomy places the organism in Eukaryota, Fungi, Ascomycota, Pichiomycetes, Pichiales, Pichiaceae.
AUGUCAGAUACAAGGCCGUUGAAAAAAUCCAAGACGAAGCACACGUCGACUUCUAUUUCGGAAAUAGAGGCAGAACAUGCAGAAGCUGAGAUGCUUGCACACCCUCCGGCUGCGGAGGACAGAUCGUUGCAUUUCCACGACGGUGGGGAGUUCAAUUUGGAGAAGCGUCACGAGACGUCUGCAGCGUAUGGGGAGAGACUGGGCUCUGGCAAAAAGAACCCAUUCACAGGCGAAAACUUCUCGACCAAGUACUUUGACAUCUUGAAGGUCCGUCACGAUCUACCGAUCCACCAGCAACGUGCGGAAUUCCUCGAGAUGUUCCACUCCACACAGAUCAUGGUGUUAGUUGGUGAAACGGGUUCCGGUAAGAGUACCCAGCUUCCGCAGUUUGUUCUCUACGACGACAUGCCUCAUCUGAUUGGCAAGCAGGUUGCGUGCACACAGCCACGACGUGUUGCCGCUAUGUCUGUUGCUGCCCGUGUGGCCGAGGAGUUGGACGUGAAGUUGGGCGAAGAGGUCGGUUACAACAUCCGUUUUGAAAACAUGACGUCGAACAAAACCAUCUUGAAGUACAUGACUGAUGGUAUGCUCCUCAGAGAGGCCAUGGAGGACCACGAGCUCUCCCGCUACUCAUGCAUCAUUCUUGACGAGGCGCACGAGCGUACGUUGGCUACCGACAUCUUGAUGGGUCUAUUGAAACAGUUAAGCGACCGUAGAAAGGAUCUGAAAAUCAUCAUUAUGUCGGCUACCUUAGAUGCUGAAAAGUUUCAAAGAUACUUCAACGAUGCACCACUUCUAGCCGUGCCCGGGCGUACAUAUCCUGUUGAGAUAUAUUACACGAAAGAGUUUCAACGUGAUUAUUUGGAUGCUGCCAUUCGGACCGUUUUGCAGAUCCAUGCAACGGAAGAUGAGGGAGAUAUUUUAGUGUUCUUGACCGGUGAGGAGGAAAUCGAGACUGCCGUAAAGAAGAUCACGCUAGAAGGUGAGCAGUUAGUGCGUGAGGAGGGCUGUGGUCCGCUAAAGGUGUAUCCGUUGUAUGGUUCCUUACCACCCCACCAACAGCAAAGGAUUUUCGAGCCUGCGCCUCAGGCUUUUAAAAAGGGAGGACGGCCAGGUAGAAAGGUCAUUGUCUCUACGAACAUUGCCGAAACAUCCUUGACCAUCGAUGGUGUUGUCUACGUCGUCGAUCCUGGGUUCUCCAAGCAAAAAGUUUACAACCCACGUAUCAGGGUUGAAUCGCUCUUGGUUUCGCCAAUUUCCAAGGCAUCCGCCCAGCAGAGAGCAGGUAGAGCUGGUCGUACCAGACCCGGUAAAUGCUUUAGACUUUACACGGAAGAAGCCUUCCAAAAGGAGUUGAUUGAGCAGUCGUACCCUGAAGUCUUGCGCUCGAACUUGGCGAACACCGUUCUCGAGUUGAAGAAGUUGGGCAUCGACGAUUUGGUUCACUUCGACUUCAUGGAUCCACCGGCACCGGAGACAAUGAUGCGUGCGUUGGAGGAGUUGAACUACCUGACCUGUAUUGACGAUGAAGGUGGUCUCACAUCUUUGGGCCGUUUGGCCUCUGUUUUCCCAUUGGACCCAAUGUUGGCUGUGUUGUUGAUUGGGUCUCCAGCCUUCAAGUGCUCGGAAGAGAUUUUGACCAUUGUGUCUAUGCUCUCUGUUCCUACGGUUUUCAUUCGUCCCUCGGGAGAAGGUGCCAAGCGUGCGGCAGAUGAGGCAAAGAAGCUUUUUGCGCACCCCGAUGGUGACCAUCUCACGUUGUUGAAUGUGUAUCACUCAUUUGAAAGCGACGAAGCGCACGAAGUUGGUCAGAGAAAAUGGUGUAUUCAAAACUUCUUGAACUACAGAUCGUUGAAGUCUGCGCAGAGCGUUCGCAAACAAUUGAGAAGAAUGAUGGAGUCCCAUGAUGUUGACUUGAUUGAAGGUAACUACGAGAGUCUUUCGUAUUACGACAACAUUAGAAAGGCGUUGGCGAACGGAUUUUUCAUGCAAGUUGCGAAGAAGAAGAGUACAGGCAAGGGAUACAUCACAGUGAAGGAUAGCCAAGAUGCGUUGUUACACCCCAGUACGGUUUUGGCGCAGCAGGAUGAGUGGGUUAUCUACAACGAGUUUGUGUUGACGUCGAAGAACUACAUUCGGACAAUCACGAGCGUCAGACCGGAAUGGUUGGUGGAGUUUGCUCCGGAGUACUACGACCUGGAAAACUUCCAGCAGGGAGAUGUGAGAAUGAGUUUGGCACGGGUGCAUGAGAGGGUCGCAAAGAUGAAAAAGGCAAGUAGCUGA